AUGCCCAUGUACUGUUCAAAUUUUUUGAAACUAUAUGGUGUGCAUGUCGUCGAUAAUCCGCCUCUCUCAGUUCGCAGGGAAUUCACUGCUACACGGUCUGCCUUCCUGAUGAUACUGAUGGAACUCGGAGGAUCACCACUUUCUGCAAAGCCUGAUAACUCCCUUCAUGCUCAUCAAUCAAUAAGAAUCAUGAAACAAGUUAUUUUUUGGUUGUUUGUCGCCAAUUCAAAGUUCAAGUUCGCCCAUCAAGACUUGCACUGUGGAAAUGUUUUGAUUGGAAAAACAAAGGACGUUUUAUUGCAAUACAGCAUCGGUCAAAAGAACAUUUCAAUAAACUCGAAAGGAAUUUUGGUUAAAGUGUGCGACUACUCGGAGAGCGUUAUAGAUGGAUCAGCUGAUGACGUCAAAGAUCAAAUCCCUGAUUUCGAAAAAGAGCUUCUGAAGAAGACACGCGACUCCGACAGAAAGGUGGUCGAAGAUUUGUUCAAAGGGAUGAGUGAUGCAAAAAGCUUCCGAACGCUUCUCAAAAUUCCACUACUCAGUGGGAAUGAUAUCGAUUGCCACGUUUAAUUUUAUUGUAUUUCUUCUGGUUUAUUUUAGAUUGACGUUAGCCAAUAAAUGUUCCAUUU
Molecule: messenger RNA, 629 nt
Organism: Caenorhabditis elegans
Lineage: Eukaryota; Metazoa; Nematoda; Chromadorea; Rhabditida; Rhabditidae
Gene: C06E4.5
Product: Protein kinase domain-containing protein
Exons: 3
Coding region: 1-570 (189 amino acids)
Biological process (GO): chromatin remodeling
Source: RefSeq, marked reviewed